This is a messenger RNA of Sus scrofa (pig), 1937 nucleotides long. NCBI's taxonomy places the organism in Eukaryota, Metazoa, Chordata, Mammalia, Artiodactyla, Suidae. The record is from RefSeq and is a predicted model, not a curated record.
GAAAAAAAAGAAAAAUUCCUAUGAAUGGAACUGCAGAGGCUUGCAUUUGGGUAGAUAGACCUGGAUAGAUUUCACCCAGGACUUCAUUAUCCAAGGAAGGACAUUCACUGAGUGCCCUUCCAGUUGCUGUUUCCUACUCCUGUGGCUUGUAGUCUGGGUGGGAUAGUUUCUCUUUGUAUUUUUAUCUACUCCUGUGGCUUAAGUGCUGGCUCCCCACCUAUCCAGGGGAGGGCUUCCUCUUCUCACCUGCUUGCUGUCUUCCCUCCCCAUAGAUGAUGAGCCAGGUGGAAGGACAACAGAAGAACCUCGUGCAUGCCAUUGAGUCUCUGCCAGGUUCUGGCCCUCUCACCUCCUUGGACCAGGACCUGCUGCUCCUGAAAGCCACCUCGGCGGCCACCCUCAGCUGCCUCGGCGAGUGCCUCAGCCUGCUCCAGCAGAGUGUGCACCAUGCAGCCCAGCCCAGCCACAGGCCGGGGGCCUCAGAAAACAUCCUGGGAUGGCACGGGCCCAAGUCACACUCCACAGAGCAGCUGAAAAAUGGGACACUCAGCUCUUUGCCAUCAGCCAGUGCCAGCAUCACCUGGGCCAUUUUACCCAACUCAGCUGAGGACGAACAAACCUUCCCAUCAGAGCCAGAGGUCGGCCCCUUUGCUCAGGACGAGCAUCUGUCCUUCCAGUCUGUGAGAGCCAAGUGUGGUAAAUGUGUGUGUAUGUGUGGUUAGAGCCAGAAAGCCAGCGAAUCCACUGGGAGGCAGCAGAAGGAUUGUGAUGUCAACUAACCCAGCGUCCCCCCCGCAAUGGCAGCUGGGACCAGCCUGCUGCUUGGACAUGCUCGUAACCUGAACCUGUCAAGGAUAAGAGCCAGCACCUCCAUCGGGUCCGCCCCCACCGUGGCCUCAUUGUCCCUACCUCCAAAUGGCAAGAUAAGGUUCCCUGACUACAGGGGUGGCCUGCAAGGCACAGUUGGUCACCUGGCUUCCACGGGGUUCCGCAGAGAAGACAGUACCUGUGAGGAACCUUCAGCAGCUGCCCUGCGCUGGGGCUGAGGGGUGUCAGCUGGACCAGACACCGUCCAAAGACAUGUGUCCGAUGGCAGCCCCCUGGCAUGACUUCUAACCAGAGACCAGCAUCCAUUUAUUCGACCGGAGCCCUGCCACCUGGCAAAGAUGGCCCACUUUUGGGGAAUUAGAGACAGGCACGUGAGAGACUCUUCUGGAGGAGAAAGCCUGCCUAUGCUGAGCAUGGGAAGAACAGUAGGUCUCUGGGAGCUGUCCCUGCACAGUCAGAGGACAAACUUCACAUCUGUGUCUGUCCUCAGGGAACACUCUUUCCAAGCGUGUGGUAGGGAGGGCUGUGAACUUGACAGUCGCGGAGUCUACCUUUCCUUUGGGGAAUGAGGGACAGAAAUGGCUGGUGAAAUUUGCUGACCAGCUGGCCAUGUCUGUGGGUCCCAGCCUCGGCCCAUGGCUAUUGACUCGAGCCCCAAGUUGAACCAGGUCCUUGGAUCCAGCUGUGCCUGUUCUCAUGACCGUGGCCUGUUAGAUGGGGCUUCUUAGGAUGUAAACUGUAACUAAUAUGAAGAUGCAUUGUGAAGUCAAGUAAUGAUCGUGAUAACUUGGUUAACUACACUGUAAAUAACUGAGAUGAAAAGAUGAAUAGGAGCUCAAAGGACUAAAUCCUUGGUUUUAUGGCUUUCAUAAACAUCAACAACAUUAACCUCAUUAUCACUAGAACCAAAAGAAACAGAAAUUGGUUCGGUUGUUGGUCCCUGGGCACUUGUACCUCUUAGACACUCAGACACCCUUCCUUUUCCAGUAUUCACUGUGUUUCUUUAUUUGUCCCCUUGGUCUGUCUCCAUUGACCCACUUUCCUAGUCUCUCUGGCCCCCUAAUCUCUGUCCAUAUUUCAAUAUCAUGUUCUUUUUUUAAAAAAAAAAA